This is a messenger RNA of Protopolystoma xenopodis, 726 nucleotides long. NCBI's taxonomy places the organism in Eukaryota, Metazoa, Platyhelminthes, Monogenea, Polystomatidea, Polystomatidae. The record is from the annotation of a GenBank genome assembly.
AUGAGGCCGAAGAGGCAACCUCCUUCAUUGGCUGCCUACGCUAGCCUGCGGGCACAUUCAGCCCACGGCUUGCACCCCAGCCCUCUGGGCCUGACCUCCAGGCGGACAAGACCCAAUCUGGGCCCUCGAGUUUCCGAACUUGAUGCAUCCAACUUGACUUCCCUCAAGCGGGCCUCAGAUCGGCCGAUUUCAACAGUCAUUAUUCCGGGGAAGCCGAAGACCACGGCAUCUUCGCCUUACACACCAACUCGGCGGACCCUUUCCCCACAACCCGACUUGCUAUCUGGCACCAAAAUUGAUAAAGACGAAAAAAAGGCCUGGCCAGAGAAUGCCGACUUGCAGAGCAAUGGCCCUUCGGCUAUGGGCACCCCCUUGGUGGUUGGUAGCGUCACCAAUUACUAUAAUGAUGGGAUCGUUUUUCAGAUUGGUGGACCCUCAGCUCAUCAGGUCAGGCAAGUACCAAGCCCUGGUAACUACAUCCAUGAUCAAUCUCAAUCCCAGUAUCAGUACCAACAGCAACGGGAACAGAAGGAUGUCAUUUCUGGCAACUUGGAGAGGAAAGAGACACCGGCUUGGCUAGGCAGAAGAGCUCAAGAAUGCUCGCCUCUAUUGCGAUACACUUCGGUAGGCAAAUUUAUUAUCAGAUUUCAUCUGUAUAGUGACCAAAAAAUGCCAGUUGGAAAACAUUUUGAAACAACCUUUAUAAGUACCUUAAAUCAAAGCUAA